CCACAGCACAUGCAGCUGUCCGGCCCGUUGGACUGCCCCUAUGUCACCGAGACUCUAUUUUGGGGACAUGUGUUGUUACAAAGGUCAGAUAAAGAAGCAAAGGCAUCCCAGCAGAGCAGGGAGGAGAGAAGGUGUCGGGUAGAAGGCGCAGAGACUCACAUCACUUACACACACACAACAAAGCGUGCAAACAGAGAGACGGGACAGCACGGACAGGAUCGACUUUGUUAGAUCAAUCUCUACUCUCAAGGGUUCUAUCGGCGUAAUGGACGGAGAUGCAGAGAGAACCCGGCAGACGGACACAGGUGGCGACAAGACGACAGACGGACCGGAGCUUGUGGAGGGUAAAGACCCAGGAGGCGGGACUCCAAAAGGGGACACAGAAGGUCAGGGGGUCCAGGGGGUGGAGGAUAAGGUGGCACAAGGGGGAGGUGAGGAACCCCGGGCAGCUGCUUCAGAGUGGACUGAAGAUAAGGACGAGGCGUCUCCUGGUGUUGACAGGGAGGAACCUGGAGAGGAACUGGAUGAAGCGCAGAGGGAGGAGGGUGAGGGUGAAGAACAGGUGGAGGAGGUCCAAAAUAGAGACGCUCUCAAAGACGGAGAGGAGAUGCAGACUGGGAGAGUCCAGGAAAAGAUGAAUGAGGAUAAAUAUAUUGAUAUGGUGAGUGAGGAAAGGGGCGCUGAUAAGGUGAAAGAGGAAAAAAGUGUCGCUAAGGUAAGCAAGGAAAGGGAUAUUGAUAAGGUGAAAGAGGAAAAAGUUAUUGAUGAGGUGAAAGAGGAAAAUGACACUGAUAAGGUGAAAGAGGAAAAAUGUGUUGAUAAGGUGAGCGAGGAAAAAGGCACUGAUAAGGUGAAAGAGGAAAAAAGUGUUGAUAAGGUGAGUGACGAAAAAGGUGUUGAUAAGGUGGGAAAGGAAAAGAAGCCUGAUAAGGUGAAAGAGGGAAAAUAUGUUGAUAAGGUGAGCCAGGAACGGGACACUGAUAAGGUCAAUAAGAAAAAGGGUGUUGAUAAGGUGAAAGAGAAAAAAGGUGUUGAUAAGGUGAGCGAGGAAAAAGGCACUGAUAAGGUGAAAGAGGAAAAAAGUGUUGAUAAGGUGAGUGACGAAAAAGGUGUUGAUAAGGUGGGAAAGGAAAAGAAGCCUGAUAAGGUGAAAGAGGAAAAAGAUGUUGAUAAGGUGAGUGAGGAAAAAGGUGUUGAUAAGGUGAGCCAGGUACGGGACACCGAUAAGGUCAAUAAGAAAAAGGGUGUUGAUAAGGUGAAAGAGAAAAAAGCUGUUGAUAAGGUGAGCAAGGAAAAGGGGACUGAUAAGGUGAAAGAGGAAAAAAGUGUUGAUAAGGUCAAUAAGAAAAAAGGUGUUGAUAAGGUGAAAGAGAAAAAUGGUGUUGAUAAGGUGAGCGAGGAAAAGGAGACUGAAAAGGUGAGAGAGGAAAAAGGUGCUGAUAAGGUGAGAAAGGAAAAGAAGACUGAUAAGGUGAAAGAGGGAAAAGGUGCUGAUAUGGUGAGAGAGGAAAAGCAGACUGAUAAGGCGAAAGAGGAAAAGGGUGCUGAUAAGGUGAGCCAGGAACAGGACACUGAUAAGGUGAAUAAGGAAAAGGGUGUUGUUGAUAAGGUGAAAGAGGGCAAAGCAGAAAAGGAGGUGAAGAAGAAAGAAGGCAAGGAAACAGAAGCAAAAGAAAAAGAGUCAGGAAAGUCCAAGAAGAACCCAAAGUCUGCACCUCCAGCCGUGUCUCGCCCAAGACCCUCAGCCCGCUCUGGCAGGGCGUCUGCCAGGAGGGACAUCAUGGCCAAGUUCCAACAAGGCGCACCCGAGACGCCCGUGACACCAAACUUCAAAAUUCAAAAGUCUGCGUCCGCCUCGGCCACUGGUGCCUCCAUCAAGCACAGGAUGCUGCAGUGGUGCCAGAGCAAGACACGCAACUACCAGGGUGUCAACAUUGAAAACUUCUCGUCGUCUUGGUGUGAUGGGAUGGCUUUCUGUGCGCUGAUCCACCGCUACUUCCCUGAUGCUUUCGACUACAGCACCUUGAAACCCACAGAAAGGGAAAAAAACUUCACACUGGCCUUCCAGACUGCAGAGUCCUUGGCUGACUGCUACCCCCUGCUGGAGGUCCCCGACAUGCUCCUGAUGGGCAACCACCCGGACCCCAUGUGUGUGUUCACCUACGUCCAGUCCCUGUGCCAGGGCCUCUCCAAGCUGGAGAAGGAGAGGAAAGACAAGGAGGAGAAGGAGAGGAAAGACAAGGAGGAGAAAGAAGGGAAAGCAAGCCAAGAUGCCUCUGGGGCCCAAAAACCAGGAGAGGAAGAGGAGGGUUGUGAGAUGGAGGAAGGCGGAGACGUGUUGGUGGAAGCAGAGUCCUAAGGAAGGCACCACCAAAAAUUGAGAAGGUCUUAGUUUGAUGUUGCUUCAAAAGCAUGAGGACUUAUUUCUACACACGCCACCGUGUUGGUUGGUUGUUUUUAUUUAUUUCAAUGAUUAUUGAAGGAUCAGGGAAUGGGAAGUAAGAAACAAUUGCAGUUGUGUGAUGAUAUCAAUGUUGUAUAUCACCACAGUAUCGUUUUCUGGGCUGUGUAUCGCUAACAUGUACAUACUUACAGUUACACUUUCAAGACACGGACAAUACACCGUACUGCAUCAAAAAGCGACAUCGGUGAGUAAAGGAUAUCACCGCAUGGGAACACUUCAGAAAACCACUGUCAGUAUAACUACAGUUGGUCGCUACAUCUGUAAGUGCAAGUUAAAACUCUAUUUUGCAAAGCGAAAGCCAUUUGUCAACAACACCCGGAAAUGCCGCCGGCUUCGCUUGGGCCCCGAGCGCAUCUAAGAUGGACUGAUGCAAAGUGGAAAAGUGUUCUGUGGUCUGACGAGUCCACAUUUCAAAUUGUUUUUGGAAAUUGUCGUCUGGAACAAAGAGGAAAAGAACCAUCCGGAUUGUUAUAGGCACAAAGUGUAAAAGCCAGCAUGUGUGAUGGUAUGGGGGUGUAUUAGUGCCCAAUACAUGGGUAACUUACACAUCUGUGAAGGCGUCAUUAAUGCUGAAAGGUACAUACAGGUUUUGGAGCAACAUAUGUUGCCAUCCAAGCAACGUUACCAUGGACGCCCCUGCUUAUUUCAGCAAGACAAUGCCAAGCCACCUGUUACAACAGCGUGGCUUCAUAGUAAAAGAGUGUGUGAGCAAAUUGUUUAAGAACAACAUUUCUCAACCAGACAUUGCAAGGAAUUUAGGGAUUUCACCAUCUACGCUCCGUAAUAUCAUCAAAAGGUUCAGAGAAUGUGCAGAAAUCGCUGCACGUAAGUAAUGAUAUUACGGACCCCGGAUCCCUCAGGCAGUACUGCAUCAAAAAGCGACAUCAGUGUGUAAAGGAUAUCACCACAUGGGCUCAGGAACACUUCAGAAAACCAUUGUCAGUAACUACAGUUUGUUGCUACAUCUGUAAGUGCAGGUUAAAACUGUACUAUGCAAAGCGGAAGCCAUUUAUCAACAACACCCAGGAACGCCGCCAGACUUUUUUCGGCACUGACAGAUACAUACAGGUUUUGGAGCAACAUAUGUUGCCAUCCAAGCAACAUAAUGAUGGACGCCCCUGCUUAUUUCAGCAACACAAUGCCAAGCCAUGUGUUACGACAGCGUGGCUUCAUAGUAAAAGAGUGCGGGUACUAGACUGGCCUGCCUGUAGUCCAGACCUGUCUCCCAUUGAAAAUGUGUGACGCAUUAUGAAGCCUAAAAUACCACAACGGAGACCCCCGGACUGUUGAACAACUUAAGCUGUACAUCAAGCAAGAAUGGGAAAGAAUUCCACUUCAAAAAUGUGUCUCCUCAGUUCCCAAACCUUUACUGAGUGUUGUUAAAAGGAAAGGCCAUGUACGGUAACACAGUGGUAAAAAUGCCCCUCUGACAACUUUUUUGCAAUGUGUUACUGCCAUUAAAUUCUAAGUUAAUGAUUAUUUGCACAAAACAAUUAACAGUUUACCAGUUGGAAUAUUAAGUAUCUUGUCUUUGCAGUCUAAAAGUUGAGAAGGGUUUGCAAAUCACUGUUUUUAUUUACCAUUUACACAACGUGACAACUUCUCUGGUUUUGGGUUUUGUACAUUUUCGGU
Messenger RNA from Nerophis lumbriciformis (worm pipefish), 4096 nucleotides. NCBI's taxonomy places the organism in Eukaryota, Metazoa, Chordata, Actinopteri, Syngnathiformes, Syngnathidae. The record is from RefSeq and is a predicted model, not a curated record.